This is a messenger RNA of Dipodomys ordii (Ord's kangaroo rat), 939 nucleotides long. RefSeq names its product olfactory receptor 7G2-like. The transcript has a single exon. Gene Ontology annotation, biological process: G protein-coupled receptor signaling pathway. Gene Ontology annotation, cellular component: membrane. Lineage: Eukaryota; Metazoa; Chordata; Mammalia; Rodentia; Heteromyidae. Gene Ontology annotation, molecular function: olfactory receptor activity; G protein-coupled receptor activity. The record is from RefSeq and is a predicted model, not a curated record. The coding region runs from base 1 to 939 and encodes 312 amino acids.
AUGGAAGCCACAAACCAAACAGGCAUUCCCAGAUUCCUCCUGCUGGGCCUGACCGAGGACCCAGCACUGCAGCCCUUGGUCUUCAGCCUCUUCCUGUCCGUGUACCUGGUCACCGUGCUAGGGAACCUGCUCAUCAUCCUGGCCGUCGGCUCCCACGCCCCCCUCCACACCCCCAUGUACUUCUUCCUCUCCACCCUCUCCAUCACAGACGUCUGCAUCAGCACCACCACCAUCCCCAAGAUGCUGGUGGACAUCCAAGCCCAGGACCACAGCGCCUCCUACCCCGGGUGCCUCUCCCAGCUCGGCUUUGUCUUGGUGUUUGGCGGGCUAGAGAACUGUCUCCUGGCGGCGAUGGCCUAUGACCGCUACGUGGCCAUUUGUCAGCCCCUGAGGUAUGCCAUCGUCAUGAGCACGCGCGUCUGCCUCCUCCUGGCUCUGCUCUGCCUGGGCUUCGCCACGGGCAACGCCCUGCUCCACACGCUCAUGCCGCUCCGGCUGGCUUCCGGCCCGGAUGGGGAAAUGCCCCAUUUCUUCUGUGAACUCGUCCAGGUCAUCGGCCUCUCCUGCUCCGACACGUCCAUCCACACCCUGCUGGUGCACUCGGGGACCAGCCUGCUCGCCGGUGUGCCUCUCGUGGGGAUCAUCUUCUCCUACAGUCACAUCGUCACCUCCGAGCUGAGGAUCCCAAGCAGGAGGGGAAGGCGCCGAGCUUUCUCCACCUGUGGCUCUCACCUCUCCGUGGUGUGCUUAUUCUAUGCGACAGGCAUCGGGGUGUACAUGAGUUCCGAGGUCACCGUGUCCCCCACUAAAAAUGCCGUGGCUUCCGUGAUGUAUAUCGUGGUCCCUCAAAUGCUGAACCCCUUUGUGUACAGUUUGAGGAACAGGGAAAUGAAGGGAGCCCUGAGGCAGCUCAUCACUGGGGUGCCACCGGGGCGGUGA